AUGUCUUCCCAAUCAACUACCAUCGCUGCCCCAAUUGUUCCGCUUCCACUUGUGGUUGCGCGAUUGUAUUCAGUCUACGUCAAAGGAGAGUAUAUGGACUUCCUCUUGAAUGAUGAUCAUCAGAAGUCGGGACUCGUGUUGCUCAUCACCAGUCAAAUGGCACCCGUUCUGCAUAUCUUGGGUCUGGAAGCUCCAUCUCUCAACAUGCCUUCAAGAGACUUGGUUGACUCUGUCAAUGAUCUAAAUACUCUGGUAUCGGAUUUCCACAGAAAUGCGCCAAAUUACUCAUUUGGAGAUUUCAGUCUGGAUUACUGCACGACAGACACUCUGUUGGCAAUUUUGGAAAUUAGUAAAAGAUGCGCUGACGUCGGUUCGUUGAGAGGAGGCGCCACUGGAGCGAAGGUGUUUGGUAAUUUGAGUGUACGACAAAUUGCGGUCACUUGUGGAGAACUGAAUAUUGGAGAGAAGGACAGAUUUAUCGACAUUGGUUGUGGAUAUGGACAACUAAUGUGCACGGUGGCCGCACUCACCCAAGCCGAGAUGUCGACUGGAAUUGAGUAUCAGAAGCACAUCUAUGAUGCUGGUGUUUUACAUCUUCAAUUCUUCAAAAAUCUGAUGAAGUUUUUCGGGAAGCGGCACGGAAACAUCAAAAUUGAGUAUGGAGAUGUAACAGAAGAAAAGAACCACUCAAUGGUCACGUCAUCGACUUUCAUUUUUGCUAAUAAUAUCGCGUUUCGCGAUUUGAACGAUCAAUUGAAGAAAAUCUUUUUGAACUGCCGGAAUUCCACACAGAUUGUCAAUGAAUUGUUCAAGAUUUGCAAAGUCAGAAGUGUGAAAGAGAAGCAGCUGGAAGUGGUCAAGAAGAACACCGACUGGAAAACAAAAAGCACGGUGCUCUAUCUAAUCACUAUCAACAGAAAAGUUUUGGAAAAGGAAAAUGAGCCGGUCGAAAAAAUGGAAUACGAGGAGGCAGCAAGUGGAAACGUUCAAAACAACACAGUACCAAUGGAUGUGGUAUACAGAGGAAAUGAAAAGAAAAAAGAUGACUGCGGAAGAAAAUCGACACGAAUUGCCAGACGCCCCUUUUCUGUCAAAUAUAAAACUCAAAAGGUCCAGAAGUCCAAAAGAAUUCCUCCUCAAAAGCCUAUCAAACUUCGCAAACCCGCGUGCGAAACAAUGGUUCCCUGUCAGAACGAGUGCUGCAUAACAAAAAUGAAAUUUUCGAAAAAAGCAGGCAGGUAUCAGUUCGUUCUCCACGCUUUCAUUCACUCGGAGAACCAGUUUGAUACAUUCUGGGACUGUAAUGUUUGUGGUUUCCGGUGUGGAUCAUUUCAACGGUGCAGAGACCACUAUAAGAAUCAUCACCGAGGCACCCUCCGAACCGGAUAUAACAUCUCGCGCUUGCUGCAGACGUUUCCCAAAUAUAAAGAUCAUUUCGCGGCUUGUUUUGGAGACCACAUCGAAUUAUGA
This is a messenger RNA of Caenorhabditis briggsae, 1470 nucleotides long. Gene Ontology annotation, molecular function: histone H3K79 methyltransferase activity. NCBI's taxonomy places the organism in Eukaryota, Metazoa, Nematoda, Chromadorea, Rhabditida, Rhabditidae. Gene Ontology annotation, biological process: DNA repair; regulation of transcription regulatory region DNA binding; DNA damage checkpoint signaling. Bases 1 to 1470 code for a protein of 489 amino acids. The record is from RefSeq and is a predicted model, not a curated record. The transcript has 6 exons. Gene Ontology annotation, cellular component: nucleus.